Molecule: messenger RNA, 1869 nt
Organism: Aspergillus bombycis
Lineage: Eukaryota; Fungi; Ascomycota; Eurotiomycetes; Eurotiales; Aspergillaceae
Exons: 1
Coding region: 1-1869 (622 amino acids)
Biological process (GO): regulation of DNA-templated transcription
Molecular function (GO): DNA binding
Source: RefSeq, a predicted model, not a curated record
AUGGAGAACUCCCAUUUCGGCUGCUCCCCACCGGCAGAUGUGCCUCUGGGCUGGUCGGAGGUGGAUGAUCCCAUUUCUUCGAUACUCGAUCAGUUACCGGAGUUACCAUUUAUCAGCCUGGGCUUUGAAUGUCCAGUGGACCAGCAGAUACAUGCUAACCAGGAUGCGCCUCAUCUAGACUAUAUGGAAGAACCAUUUAACCCUUGUGGGCCAAUGGAUCGGGGUUGGCCUGCAGUGGAGCCGGAUCUGAUGUUAAAUAACAGUUAUCUAGAUGGUACUUUUCGUGAGCCUGGGAGCAAUCGUACCUACCACCAGGAGUGGAGCGAGACUCUUGACGUUCCAGAUACUCAUCACUCCGCCGGUGAGGAAGCUCCUGAAGCUCUAUCGGGAUCGUACAAGAGUACUAGUAGGAACCAUAAUUUUACGCGGGAGAUUACUCGUAUACUGAAAGAUUGGCUCAACCAACAUCAGGAGCAUUCCUAUCCUUCCAAAGAGGAGAGGAAAGAGCUUUUGCUACGGACAGGUCUGACGCCGACGCAGCUACGUAACUGGCUUGCCAAUACCAGACGCCGUGCGAAAGCCCGUUCUACUUCUGCGCGCCAGAAUGAUCCCAUGCAAGCAGGCGCUAUUGAUAUCCCACACCGAUCUCCAUCGCUGAUGACUCCCUUUGAACGCUGGAAGUAUUCACCUCCGGAAAGUGAACCGGCUACCGUCAGUGAUAUUGCUCAAGCUCUCUCCAAUCUCCCUUCCACAUCCCAUACUCAACCAUCCUUUGAUGCAACCAACCCCGGUUCACAGUCUUCAGAUAAUAGAGUUAGCGAUAGUUCCCAUAUUGAACAGUGGGAUGUAUCCCUGGAGCCGUCGGAAAGCAGCCUGGGCUCUAGUAGAUCCUCCACCUCGGAUCUCUCUAUUGUGUCUGCAUUCUCUCAACGUUCGUUGCCGCGCUCAGGUGCUCAGGAUCGAAACAACCGUUACUUUCGACGCCGCCGACGCCACCAUAGCAAAACGCCUAUGCCUGCCAAUUCCUUAGCCCCACGUCGGGCGCGAGGGCCCCGUCAUUUUCAAUGUACGUUUUGUACGCACACAUUCCGAACCAAGUACGACUGGCAACGGCAUGAAAAAUCUAUGCACCUUUCCCUCGAUGAGUGGAAGUGCUCACCUUUUGGUGGACUUGUUCUUUUGGAUGGAAAGCCUGUCUGUACUUUCUGCUUAGUCCCUAACCCGAGCCAGGAGCACCUAAAUUUCCAUGACUACCCCGCCUGCCAGGGGAAGAGCACGCCAGAAAGGACCUUCUACCGAAAAGAUCAUCUCCACCAGCAUCUUCGCAUCGUCCACAACGCCAAGUUUGAAGCACCGAUGGGCGAGUGGAAAAGUAGCCUCAGUGAGGUGAAAUCACGAUGUGGGUUCUGCGACGCCCGAUUUACCACCUGGAAAACGCGGGCGGACCAUCUGACGGCGCACUUCAAGGAGGGUGCCGACAUGCGCCAAUGGCAAGGUGAUUGGGGAUUCGAGCCCGCGGUGCAGAAUCUAGUCGAAAAUGCCAUGCCACCGUAUCUGAUCGGUCAGGAGCGGUUGACGCCAAAUCCAUUCAUUGCCCCGGCUAGUACAGCUCACAAGACCAGCUUAGAGAUUAAUCAAACGGCGCUUCCAGAGCAAGAAGACCUCAAUUGGUGGCGCAUGCUGCGGCAAGAACUCACGGACUAUAUUAAGGGUCAGCUUGAGAGCAAUAUAAUCCCUACAGAUACCAUGUUGCAGAACCGUGCUCGCAUGAUUGUCUAUGGCUGUGAGGAUCCGUGGAAUCAAACGUGUGCAGAUAACCCUGUGUGGCUGAGUAAUAUAAAGCGAGAUGCUGGGCUUGAUCCUGUCUAA